Acanthopagrus latus (yellowfin seabream) is the source of this 5750-nucleotide messenger RNA. RefSeq names its product family with sequence similarity 131 member A (gene fam131aa). The transcript has 5 exons. The record is from RefSeq and is a predicted model, not a curated record. Lineage: Eukaryota; Metazoa; Chordata; Actinopteri; Spariformes; Sparidae. The coding region runs from base 407 to 1432 and encodes 341 amino acids.
GAGCGGCUGCCAUGUAGAGCCUGCACACAUUCAUCCGACCCACCACUUACCACUUUACGUUUUCCCGGACAUGCCGUUAGUUAGGUGGCACUAUCACUUCUUUUUUCAAUAGGGAUCAGCAGCUUUGGGGGUGAGCAGGCCGUGGCUCGGAGCUGCUUACCGGAAAUCUGGUCACAGGCCAUAUGUUUGCCCGGUCGCGUGGAGACGGUCAACGCUGCCUUUAAAGCCCCCCCGACCAUACAAACCGGUUCCGCCGGCUUACCGUGGCUUUGGCAUCUGUGCGGUAAAUGUAGGGCAUGGCUGUUUGCUCGUCUGCCCCGGUGGUUUUAAACAAGCGAGCCCAGGCUGCGACUUGUAGUUGUGUUGCUCUGCUGCGCCGCGACAACAUCUCUGCACUGUGUCCACGAUGAGGCUGAGGUCGAGGAGCAGGGAGAGAGGGGAGAGACAGAGGGAGGAAGAGGUGAAAUUCGAGGAGAGUGAAAUGAUUCCAAAGUCAGGAAAAUCUCCAGCAGACUCCAGGAAAAGUGUCGGCAUCCAUGAGUUCGCAGCACUCGCCAGAUCCUCCUUAAAUGGUAUCUCUCAGGCAGUGAGGGACCACGUGACCAAGCCCACCUCCCUGGCUCAAGGCCGGGUCGCCCACCUCAUCGAGUGGAAAGGUUGGCCCAAGCCUGCGAACCCUCCGCCGGCUCACACCCACCUCAGCUCCUACUGCCACCUGACUGAAGGAGAGAAGGAGGCCCGGUUCGCUGCAGGAGUGGCCGAGCAGUUCGCCAUCGCCGAGGCAAAGCUGCGCGCCUGGGCGUCUGUGGACGAAGAUGACGUGGAAGACUUCAACGACGAAGAAUCCCACGCCAACGGACAGACUCUCACCUCCAUCCAGAGCUCAGACACCGCCACAACCAAUCCUAUCACAGGACCGACAUGCCAGCCUGAAGUUGAUGGCAGUGAGGCUCCGCCCUCCGACAGUCCCCUGGGCUCCAGCAGCAGCAGCAGCAGUCAGCUCUGUGGUAGAUCUGCGUCUCAUAAUGACCCACAUUCAUCCCAGACCAAUUCACCUACUUUACCCAACGACAGCAUGAGCCCCUUCCUGGAGGAGGAAGAGGAGGAGGAGAGGCUGGGUGGUCACGAGAAGCAGCAUGUUACUUCGCAGGAGCAGAGCAGCGAGGUCUACAUCCACAAGCCCGAGUGGAGGCCUCGAAGCAGGAGCAGCAGGUUCGACUCCUGCUACUCCACCUCCGAGUCUCCUGGGGAGGACGAGGAGGAAGACGAGGAGGAGGACGGCAGCGUGUUCCACGAGGUCCGAGUGUGGCACUGCAGAAGCUUCUUCUCUUCUGACCGGACCUCCUCUGGAGUGGCGUCCUUCGACGAAGAGGAGGAGAGGGAUGAAGAAGAGGAGGAGGAGAAGAAGGAGGGGAAGGAGUUCUUGAUGUGAUGUGACGUCCAUCUUUAUGUCUCUGUGUUGAUUGACACGAUCUGUUCCGCUUUCACUGUUGACCUCUCUCCUCCUCCUCCUCCUCCUCUUCCUCCCCUCCUUUCCUCUGAUCCUCUCCACUCGCUGCCUUCUGUCCUCUCCUCCUCCAGGCCUUUCAUGCACUGACCUUGUCCACCGUUUCUCGCUGCUGUAAACAGUAUAUGUAUAUAUAUAUCGGAGAGUUCAACCAGAAUGUAAAACUGUUGUUCAAACUGAGUUUUGUACAUUUGUGUGAAGAGUCAUGUGUUGCUAUUGCGUCGGUUUUCUAUGGAUAUUUUGUAGUGUUAUUUUUUUUUUCCUGGGUCAUGCUGUGUCAUGUGGGUCGGGCUAUGUUUGAUACUGAGUGUCUGAAUGUCCUGCAUAGAUAAACAUGAGUUGUGUGUUGUUUUUUUUUUGAAGAAUGACUCUGUGGCUUUUUUCUCUUUCUCUCCUCAACAAACACAAACUGAACACACCGGAAGCAGCGGUGGAAGAAGUACUAAGAUCAUUUCCUCAAGUGAACAUAUCAGUACCACAGUGCAGAGCAAAGAACAGAAGCUUUAAAACACACUUAAUAUACUCAAAGUACAGUACUGAUAUUGCAGAAUGACCCAUUUCAGAAUAAUGUAGGCCAACAUCAUUUUCGCGGAUCAUAAUCUGUAAUUUGGUGGAUUAUGGCAUGUGUGGAGCUGUUAAAGCUGGGGCUAAUUUUAAAUACUUUAUCCACUGUUCUGUAGCUCCAAAGGUAACUGCACCUGUUUCACACAUGAACGUGUAUAUGGAGUUGUUGGUGAGUACUAUUACUUAUGUGAAAAAAAGUAGUAUAAAGUUUUUUCUGGCUCCAUGUAAUCUGAUGAAUUGCCUCUAGUGAUGUCACUCAGGGGCUGAGUUGCAUUGUGGGUAACACAGGCACCAGGUUUUGGAAAGGAUUACACUCCAUUACACUGUUUGACCCACGAUCCAAUGGUGAUAUAUUAAAAAUAAACUUUAUUUAUGUAGCACUUUUCUAAAUAAGGUUACAAAGUGCUUCACAGAAAAUAAAAAAUAAAAAAGACCAUACGAUGGCUAAAAACAACACGGAUGAAGAGACACGGUUUAAAAAGCGAAGACCUAGGUUAGUGAUUUUAUCGAGUUAAUACUACUGAGACUAUAAUUAUUGCUUAGCCCACUUAACUUAAGCUUCUGAAGCCUUGAAAGUGCUGCAGGUCUGUUAUCAUGAUACCUCGUUACUUACACCGGUUCCACCGAGAGGCAGCGUCAUUGUUGGCAGUCAGGAAACUCGCAGGUACAUCAGAACCAGAGAUAUCAGCUUUUAUAUUCCACACAUUCAUCUUCCUUCUCAAAACCUGGAGUCUACAUUACCCACAAUGCAACUUAACCACUGAGUGACAUCACUGGAGGCUAUUUGUCAGAUUAUAUGCAGCUUCUUCUGGAGCCACAAAAGAUUUUAUACUACUUUGUAUCACAUAUGCAGUAAAAGACCUGUAAACACACUUUAAUGUGUGAAAUUGGUGGCGUUACCCUUUAAUCUAAAAUAAUACAUGGUUUUAGUUGAUACGUUUUGUAUCGUUUUUGGUGCUGCAGUAUUUUCUAGGCAUAGGAAAAUAUGACGUUAUAUAUUAUAUAGAAUAUAUAAUAUAUAUAAUAUUUCAUGUGAAGAUUAUCUCGUCCAACGUAAUUUUACAAUAUCUAUAUAUUCUCCUGAUAAUCUUUCAAAUAUUCUUAAAACUUAUCCAUCGGGGUUUCAUAAAAACUAAAUUUGGAAUCACUUCAAACUCAUAUUUUGUUAGGACACACACAAAUAUUUGGUCAUAAACAAAUCAUUAAUUAAUCAUAAAUCAGGUCACCCUGCAUAAACAAAGGAUAUAAAUAACUGGUGAUUUCUCACCUCCCGGUCGUCUUUUGGUUUGGAAUUCCUGCAGUAUUUACACACAUCUGAUCUGACUUGUUUUUGCAGGUGACAUGAUGCGUAAACCACACGUUCAGCCAAGGUGAGGGGCCUGAGGCAUUUCAAAAUAAAACAGGAAACUGAUACAGGAUGAACGUCAGCGAGCUAGAGGAUGUUGAUGAUUAUCUUGAUUUGCGAUUAUCACGAUAAUGACGAUUCCCCACAAUCAACUUCCUGUGAAUUUUUUUUACAGACACUAAAUAAAAGCAUGAACCUGAAAAUGAAAGUAAAAUGAGAUCAUCAAAGCAACUAGUGACUCACUUCAUUAGAUAAACAAAAUGUUGAUUAAAAACGGCAGACAACAUGAUGCUAUGCAGCUGAGUGCAAGGAAGAAACACAACUUCUCAUCUUGUUUUUUUUUUUUUUUAAAGGUGUUUUUUGUUCUUUUUCAAUUUUAAUCAUUCACUCAUGUACAAAAAACAAUUUCAUGUUUCUCUGAAAAAUAACAAUGGCUGUCGGAUCUCAAAUGCAUAAUUCUCCUAUGUACAGUAGCGUGUGCGCAGAUCUCGUCCGUGUAUGUUCAUAUGUACAAAAGCAUAUACAGGCCAGUGCCAUAUAAAGGGAGAUACUACAGACUUAUUGCUUAACUAGAUACGCUGCAAAUUAGCUUAUACACUCUCUACAUUUAACUCCUUAUACGUUUAUCUUAUAUGGCGAGCACUACUUCACACUCUAUAUGCAGAACGGAAAAGGUAGGACGCUAAGAAAUCGUUGCACAAAUGUUUACACGGACCCAAAAAAAGGAAAAAAGAAAAGAAAAAAAGAGCGCUGCGAUGACGUCACGUAAGAUUGAAGAAGAUAUGGCUCAAAAAUUGUCGCGUGAAGCUAAAAAUACUUUAGGUCAUAACAAGGACUCUCUCACACACACACACACACACACACUUUGCUCUACGACAGUUUUUUGGGGGUAUCGCUGUGCUUCAGACAGAAGUUACAUUUCUCGACGUUGCAUUAGAGGCCAGGCUGGAUUAAGAUACGUGUAACAUAUCACGGUGUUAGUGACUAUCUACAGGCCGUAUACAUGUGUGCGCUUAAGUGUAUAUAUGUGUGUGUGUGUGCUUUGUGUGCUCUGUACAACUUCCUGCAUCUUCCCCCCCCAUUUUAUUUUUCUCACUCUGAGCUUCAAAGUGUUGUUCCUUUUAUCAUGCUAGAAACACGUUAAACACAGUUAAUUCACACAGCAAGGGAAAAAAAUGCGGAGGCAAGUUCAAGUGGCAAGGACGGCGCAUCUACAUUCGCCCUUGUUCAAUCGGCCCCUGCUGAAAAGCCAAACAAGGCUACAUGUGCAGGGGAAAUUAUACUCAUGGUAAUUACAAUGUGCUUCAUCGUUAUUUGGAGCCCUGUACUAAACUCGGUGGACCUUUGGAAGCUGCCUUUGUCUUCAUGUGAACAGUUUAUUUUGGGGGAUUUUGGGGGGCUGAUAUGACCCGACACAAAUAUUUAGUCAUCAAAGAAAAGAAAAAGGAAAAGAAAGGCUACUGAUAACGACACGGACAAACUAGUGAUGACGCUGUUGCUGUUAUAUCACCUUUUACUGCAUUAUUACUGUAAAUGUAUUGCAUAUCAGCCAACAUGUAACCGACACCACUGCGUCUCUUCUGGCCCCUCGGAUGUGUUAGUCGGGAAUGUGCUCAUUUGAAUACUUUCCUCUGUUCUUCUGUGCUUGCCUCUCUGUUAUUCACGCCUAACUCUGCCCCAUGUGCCUCGUUUCCCUCCUCGUUAUGUUUGAAGUCGUGUUUACAGGAUGAAAAUAUAUAUAUAUAUAUAUAUAUAUAUAUAUAUAUAUAUAUAUAUAUAUAUAUAUAUAUAUAUAUAUAUAUAUAUAUAUAUAUAUAUAUAUAUAUAUAUAUAUAUAUAUAUAUAUAUAUAUAUAGACUCAAAUUAUGUCAACGAAUCUGGAUUGGAUUUGAGCAUGGCAAGAAAAGUGUCAAAAAGUCUCUUUCUUUCUCGCACACAAUCACACACACACACACACACACAUUUAAAAGAUAAAGCUGGUGAUAUUCUGUAUUUUUCUAUAUCGUUAACAAAUCCCAUGAAUGCUGCAAUUUAUUCGAAAAAAACUAAGACACAUGAAUGAACCACAUCGUCGCACUGGAUGACAUGUUCCUGAAUAUAGCCUGAAAGUGGUCCCAGCAAAUUUACCCUGUUUGAGUGACGUGUUCAUUCAUCACAAUGAAUUUCGGGCACUACAUGGUGAAUAUCCCACAAACAAAACUCCUGGUGCUGUAAAAAUACUUGAGUAACCAAAAGGCUGAGAGACAAAUUCACUAUUUAUUCUUGUCCGAGUGAUAAAACCCUCAGUGUCCGGCUUUUUUUUUUUUUAAAUGAAAAUAUAUUGAUAAAAUAAUC